Molecule: messenger RNA, 958 nt
Organism: Rhizopus microsporus ATCC 52813
Lineage: Eukaryota; Fungi; Mucoromycota; Mucoromycetes; Mucorales; Rhizopodaceae
Product: S-adenosyl-L-methionine-dependent methyltransferase
Exons: 7
Coding region: 42-887 (281 amino acids)
Source: RefSeq, a predicted model, not a curated record
GUUUCCUUUAUUUCUUUUAGAAUUAAUCACGCAAGGAUAUUAUGACGGUUAUUUCAGAUAGAGAGUUUCAUGAUAUUGAGACAUCAAGCUAUUGGCUUCCCAAGGACGACGAAGAGCAGAUGAGGUUAACAGGGCAACAUUUUGCUUUUAAAGAAAUGCUUGAAGGAAAUGUUAUGCCAAGUGUAUCAUUGGAUUUCAGCAAAGGGAAUUUAUCUGUUCUCGACGUCGGUUGUGGUUCAGGAGCUUGGAUAAUGGAUAUGAUCACUGAUUAUCCCAAAUGUGAUUAUCAUGGCUGUGACAUAGUUCAAGCCAUUCCUACAAACAUGAUGCCAAAACAAUUCACUUUCAAAAUUGGAAAUAUCUUGGAAACACUUCCUUAUGAAGAUAAUACCUUUGACUUUGUUCACAUGAGAUUGAUGAUCUUUGCCCUGCGUGAGGAUGAAUGGCCUGGCGCAAUCAAAGAACUACUUCGCGUAACCAAGCCAGGAGGAUUGGUGCAGAUAGUUGAUGCAAACAUUGAACUACCCGAGCAAAAGGAUACUGUCUUUUACAAGUCCUUAUCAGCUGUGCAUACGAUCUGUAAGGCAGUAGGACAGAAUCCACGUAUUGGAGGAGAAUUAGAAAGAUUAUUAAAAGAGGUUGGCAAUACAGCGAUUAUUGACUCACAGUUUCGAUAUAAUGAUACCACAACAGGAACUCGGUUAGCCAAAAAGCUCAUUUGGUGUUGGUUAGAAGGUUCAAAGACAGGAAUGACUGUAGCAGCACCCAUUUUAGGCUUAAAUAACAAAGCGGAGCAAGAAAAUUAUCUCAAAGAGCUAGAACAUUGCAUGGCAACAACAAGUGGAUACUAUAAUGUCAACGUUGUCGUUGCUCAAAAACUGGCUUAAUGCAAAUAAAUAAUAGCCGAAUUGAUCCCCGCUUAAAGACGUUGAAGGCGGCAUGACUCUAUUUGUGACGC